Molecule: messenger RNA, 1675 nt
Organism: Durotheca rogersii
Lineage: Eukaryota; Fungi; Ascomycota; Sordariomycetes; Xylariales; Xylariaceae
Product: terpene synthase
Exons: 6
Coding region: 355-1476 (373 amino acids)
Source: RefSeq, a predicted model, not a curated record
CUUACUACAUAGGAGUCGAAUUUCUCGGUACCUAGCCGCUAUAUUGCUUCCCAUGUGUUGGGGUUGCAGAUGCAUGAAGGGUGUAUGUGUUACGGGCCUUCAUAGCCUUCCGUGAAGACGUCAUACGUCUCCUUGCGAGGGGGGUCUCGUUACCCGUUAGUACGAAAAGCUCAGAUGUGCCGGAACUGAGACACGAGUACAUAACUCCUACGGUGAGACCAAAAUGUGUCUAUACGGCACCCAAUCGAAUUUUGCCUCUCCCUCCUGAUAUAUCCUCAAAGUUUCCUGGAUAUAGCUGCCAUCUUGAUAAACCCAUUUUCAUCUUACCCACCCCCCCUUGACGCAACCGGCACGAUGGCUCUAGUAACAAACCGGAUCUUGCCCAACCAUCAUGAUAUGGUUUCUAUCCCCGUUGAUGAGCGAGAAGAGAUCAUCAAGAAAGUACUGGGUCAGAAGGUUCUAGUUCUAGACACACUAUUUUUGAUGCCGGAAUGGCCUGGAUAUCGCCAGCCGGAUGUCGACGAGGUCAAUGUGAUGAUCGAUGAAUGGCUACUAAGUGUCAAUGUCGCCCAGAGGAAAAAAGCCAAGCAUCGUGCUCUGGGGGAUUACACCACUCUCACGGCGCUGUACUACCCCCAUUGUAAGAAGGAGAAGAUGCUCCCUCUCGCAAAAUUCCUUUAUUGGAUUUUCUUCUUUGAUGAUGAAAUUGACGCCGGUGGGGAGCUCACCCGAGAUGAUAAAGGCACCAGAGAAAUUUGCCAGCAGAUGAACCAAUGCGUUGAUGACUGCCUAGGCCCCGACCCCAACUUCACCCCUCCCCCCAAUGUGUCAGGAACGGUAGAAAUCUUUUAUCCGAUCUUGGAAGAGUUGAGGGAGGGGAUGGGCGCUUCUUCCAUAGAGCGGUUUCGGACAGAGCUCCACGAUUAUCUCAACGGCGUGAAGAGGCAGCAGCAAGUUCGACAAGGACUCCGUCUUCCAGACCCCUGGUAUCACCUUGGAAUCCGGGCAGCCGACGUUGGCGUUAUUCCCAGCAUCACACAGAACGAAUUUGCCAUGGAGUUUGAGCUACCGGAUCACAUCCGCAGGCACGAAGCGAUGGAGACCAUCGUUCGAGAAGUGACAAUCCUUACUAUCCUCAUCAACGAAGUUAUGUCCGUACAGAAGGAAUUUCGAUCUGGCCAGAUUGAAAAUCUUAUCUUCCUCUUUAUGAAUAGAUACGAUAUUUCUCUCCAAGCUUCCAUAGAAAAAGUGCAAGACCUCAUCCGCCAGCACUAUGAAAUUUGCAUUGCCGCUGAGAAAAGACUACCUUGGAGCAAGGACGACGAGAAUCUGAAUGAAGACAUCCGCGAGUAUGUCCGGGGCUGCCAGAGAUUGGCGACCGGCACUGCAGGCUGGAGUAUGUCGUGUGAGAGAUACUUCAAGAAUAGCCAGGUAAAUGAGAAGAGGGAGAUUCUGAUGGACUUCUCAUAUGCAUGAAUGCUAGAGGAGAGGGGAUGUUCUGGUGAUCACGGAGCUUUCCAUUAUUUACAGAGUACGAUGCGACAUACCUAAAUGAGAAUGUUUCAUUAUGUCACGUAGCAAUUGAACCAGCCCUUAUAUGCCUACAUACCGCAAAAGCGUAAUGUAGGCGUCUACGUUUUACGCAACACACUAUUACUAGCACUAGUGCGCAAGC